AUGACCUCAACGUACGUCGAAGAACCAGAAAUCAGAGAAGCCGAACCAGAGUUCAGAGAAGCCGAACCAGAUUUCAAAGAAGCCGAACCAAUGCUAGAACGAACAGCAUCAUCAGCCACCUCUGGUGCUGACGAAGAAAGCCCGUUUCGAAAGCCAAGGUUCAGUUAUCGCCGGUGAUUCUUUCGAAGAUCAUGGCUUACUCGCUGAAUCUCCCUGUCAAAGAGGCCCCACCUCUACCACCACCUCCAGUUUUGAUUCAAAAAGAGGAGUUGACAGCAGAAGAGCUAGAACACAUCGAACGGGUACGACGACUGGCUGAAGGUUUGGAAAUGACCUCAACGUACGUCGAAGAACCAGAAAUCAAAAGAAGCCGAACCAGAGUUCAGAGAAGCCGAACCAGAGUUCAAAGAAGCCGAACCAAUGCUAGAACGAACAGCAUCAUCAGCCACCUCUGGUGCUGACGAAGAAGCCCGUUUCGAAAGCCAAGGUUCAGUUAUCGCCGGUGAUUCUUUCGAAGAUCAUGGCUUACUCGCUGAAUCUCCCGUCAAAGAGGCCCCACCUCUACCACCACCUCCAGUUUUGAUUCAAAAGAGGAGUUGA
Bursaphelenchus okinawaensis is the source of this 600-nucleotide messenger RNA. Lineage: Eukaryota; Metazoa; Nematoda; Chromadorea; Rhabditida; Aphelenchoididae. The record is from the annotation of a GenBank genome assembly.